UUCAAGAAAGUAUUUUCGCAUAAUAAGUACCAUGAAUACAGAUGUCUUUCCUGUGAAAUAUUUUAAGAGAAACAUGUUUGGUUUACAAAUAUCAGUAGUUACUUGUUUCGUUUCCAUCGAAAUAACUUUGAAAUUAAUUCACACAAGAUCAUUUUCGUUCUAUGAAUUUUUCCAUCACUUGAACUGGAUUUUGGUCUCGUAUAAACAUGCUUUAGAAGGGGAGUUCUUAGCCCUUGUUCUGGGUGAAAUCAAAGGGAUCUUUUCAAUACUGGGUGAAAGAAUAAGACAAGAAACGAACAUAAUUAAUUUUUCGAACAAUAAGAGGGAUCUCCUACUGAAAAUAAAUAGCAUACGUAAGAUUUCCUCAAUUCAUUUUAGUCUGGUUGAUUCAGUGAUAGCCCUGACCUCAGUUCUGACAUUUGAUACCUACUUAUGGUUGAUUAUGAACAUUAUCCAUCUUAUUCAUUCCUGUCAUUUCGUUAUCGACUCGAUCCUGAGGAAAAAAUUGAGUUUGUAUCAUCAGUUAUGGUCAUUUCAUGAAAUCCUAAAAAACUGCUUGGUGAUCUACAUUUGGACGUCACUUUCAGAUGAGGCUAACCGAUCUGUCAUUAUUUUGCAUGAUAUAUGGAACAAAUAUGCAGAUUGUGGCAAAAUCGACAGCCAGAUUCGUUAUCUCCAGUUCAUAUCUUUGAGGUUUAUGACGAGCAAGUUGAAAUUUACAGCAUACGGAUUUUUUCCUCUGGAUUGGACGUUUUUACACACGCUUGGGAUAAACCAACCGCAAGGCAUGGACAUCGGGAGAUUAGUAAACAUAAGUCUGUUUUAUCGUCCUCGAGUGGGCUUUAUCUGUCAAUAUUAGAUAACGUCAUCAUUCUUAUUAGAAAAGGUGUGAAACGUGAAAAUCUAUCGAACCGAGUAUUGCAGUUCGAACAUAACAAAGUGAAUUAAGUGUUUUCUUCACAUAAAGAAUGACCGACGCAACAGCUAAAGUUUACCCCAGACCCCAACUGAAGGGGUUGCU
Molecule: messenger RNA, 1021 nt
Organism: Coccinella septempunctata (seven-spotted ladybird)
Lineage: Eukaryota; Metazoa; Arthropoda; Insecta; Coleoptera; Coccinellidae
Product: putative gustatory receptor 28a
Exons: 3
Coding region: 32-859 (275 amino acids)
Biological process (GO): sensory perception of taste
Cellular component (GO): dendrite; neuronal cell body; membrane
Source: RefSeq, a predicted model, not a curated record